AUGUUGUGGAAGUUGCUGAUGAGAUCCCAGCCCUGCAGACUCUGUUCUUUCCGAGAAAUGCUAUCAGCUCCAAAAUACAGACCUUUUCUAGCAUCCUUCACCUGUACAACUGAUAGUCAGUCAACGAAAGAAAAUAAAAAGACAGUAGAAAAGCUCUUUAAAUUGUCAGUUGACAUCAGGAAAAUUCAAAGAUUAAAAGGCUGGGUACUUCUGGAGGAUGAAACCUAUGUUGAAGAAAUUGCAAAUAUUUUACAACAGCUGGGUGCCAGUGAGACUGCUGUAGCCAGUAUCUUGGAACGCUGCCCAGAAGCAAUUAUCUGCAGUCCAACUGCUGUCAACACCCAAAGAGAACUUUGGCAAUUGGUCUGUAAAAACGAGGAAGAGUUAGUCAAGUUAAUAGAACAGUUUCCAGAAUCUUUCUUUACUGUUAAAGACCAGGAAAACCGGAAGCUGAAUAUUCAGUUCUUUCAAGAGUUGGGACUCAAAAAUGUGGUCAUUAGCAGAUUUUUGACUACUGCAUCUAAUAUUUUUCAUAAUCCUAUUGAGAAGAAUAAGCAAAUGAUAAAGAUUCUCCAGGAGAGUUAUCUAAAUUUAGGUGGGUCCGAGGCCAACAUGAAAGUUUGGCUUCUAAAAUUGUUAAGCCAAAACCCAUUUAUUUUGUUAAAUUCUUCUGCAGCUAUAAAGGAAACACUAGAAUUUUUCCAGAAGCAGGGUUUCACAAACUUUGAAAUUCUCCAGCUUCUCUCCAAACUCAAAGGAUUUCUUUUUCAGCUUUGCCCAAGAAGUAUACAGACCAGUAUGUCUUUCUCUAAAAAUGCUUUUAAAUGUACUGAUCAUGACCUGAAGCAAUUGGUUUUGAAAUGUCCUGCCCUUUUGUAUUACUCUGUUCCAGUUUUGGAGGAGAGAAUUCAGGGAUUAUUGAAAGAAGGAGUUUCCAUAGCUCAGAUAAGAGAGACACCAAUGGUUCUUGAAUUAACACCACAAAUAGUACAAUACAGGAUAAGGAAACUGAAUUCCUUAGGCUAUGGAAUAAAGGAUGGACAUCUAGCAAAUAUAAAUGGAACAAAAAAAGAAUUUGAGGCUAACUUUGGUAAAAUUCAGGCCAAAAAAAGAAGGCCAUUAUUUAACCCUGUGGCACCAUUAAAUGUUGAAGAGUAACUUGCUUACUGAUGUUGCUUCUUUUUACCAGUGCCGAGUGAAACCAAGUAGCAAAAACUUAAGUGAUUCAGGAAUAUUGUGGGUACCAGUAAUUUUAAGAAUCUAUGUAGCUUCUGAGUUGUGUUUAAAUUACCUCUUAAGUACAUGAUCUCUGACUCAGCUGCUAUACUUGAAAAUAUAAAUUGCAUUUAUUUUAAUAAAGUUUGUAAUUUUUCCUUGAGCUAUUUAAAACAAAAACUACUAUUAAAUGGCACAAGUGUGAUAUUUUGUAAGUGAAUAGUUUUAGAAACUGAAAAGUGCACUCCCUUCAUUCAAAUUAUGGAUACAUUUUUAUUGAUAUAGCACAUUUCAUCUGGGAUGCAGACCCAGUCUUCUCACCACCAGCUCUGAAACAUCACUCCACUAUGGUCUGAAUCCUGUAGUUAGUGUUUGGUGAAACAUUACCAAAUUUCUAAAACGUUUUGGUGGAGAAGGUUGAUUUUAACUCCAGGUUGGAAUAGGUAUCUUUGAGAACCAAGUAUUACCCAUCAUAAGGAAUAGUUAGAACUUAUUUAUAUGGUCAGUUUGCUUAAAAUUGAUGGUUUUAUUUCAUUAAACACUUCUGUGUGCAUGUA
Molecule: messenger RNA, 1772 nt
Organism: Bubalus bubalis (water buffalo)
Lineage: Eukaryota; Metazoa; Chordata; Mammalia; Artiodactyla; Bovidae
Gene: MTERF2
Product: mitochondrial transcription termination factor 2
Exons: 1
Coding region: 1-1158 (385 amino acids)
Biological process (GO): regulation of DNA-templated transcription; termination of mitochondrial transcription
Cellular component (GO): mitochondrial matrix
Molecular function (GO): double-stranded DNA binding
Source: RefSeq, a predicted model, not a curated record